Molecule: messenger RNA, 4184 nt
Organism: Leucoraja erinaceus (little skate)
Lineage: Eukaryota; Metazoa; Chordata; Chondrichthyes; Rajiformes; Rajidae
Gene: stard4
Product: StAR-related lipid transfer (START) domain containing 4
Exons: 6
Coding region: 497-1129 (210 amino acids)
Biological process (GO): cholesterol transport involved in cholesterol storage; intracellular cholesterol transport; cholesterol import
Cellular component (GO): cytosol; endoplasmic reticulum
Molecular function (GO): cholesterol transfer activity; cholesterol binding
Source: RefSeq, a predicted model, not a curated record
CCUCCACGUCUCUGCCGCACCGCGAGCCGCCAAUCACACGGAGAGCAGGUGAAGGAAUCAUUCGAGGAAGUAUGAGUGGGCAGCACUGAAGACAACGGAUGUAUUGACAACGGUACCCAGCGAGGAUUGUGAAUAUAUGCAGGAAAUAAAACCUCACACGAAUUGAAAACAACGGCAAGUUCUUAAAAAGUCUCGAAUGGUUGAAACUGUCAGUUGUGAGGAAAGGUGACAGUCGCAGGGACACACGGCUGCAGAGUGUUGGCAAUCCUGAGUGAGUUACGGUAUCAAUCCCAAUUGAAGGUUCAAGUCCUCACUCAGUCUUGGGUAAAGAUCAAGAUCCAGGUGAAGAUUUUGGUUCCAGGAUAAAGUGCCAGUCCGGCGAAACAAAGCUGUAAAGUGCCUGCCCUCCUGGAUUAAAGGUGUCAAUCUCAGGCUGAAGCUGUCUGAUCAAUUCAAGGGGGUUUCAGAUUCUGUCAACUGUAUCGUUUUGAGUUUAAUGGAAGUGGAAACUUUACCUAAUUCACAAAAACUAGCCACAGAAGUUGAAAGCAUUCUUAUUAAUUACUACAGCAUUGGAAAGGAUGAAUGGAGAGUUGCAAAGGAAACAAAUGAUGUAACUGUUUGGCAGAAGCCCUCGGAGGAAUUUGGGGGAUUUCUCUAUAAAACUCAAGGAAUUGUGAAAGAGACUCCCAACAGAAUAGUGGAUUUCAUUCGGCCUGGCCCAUGUAGAUUAGCCUGGGACAGCCUGAUGACUUCCAUGGACAUUGUUGGGGAAUUUGAACAGCAGGGUUGUUGUUUGAUGCAAUACACCACAGCAGGACAAUUGUGGAAUGUGAUUGCCCCAAGAGAAUUCAUUGACUUCUCCUACACCACAGAUUACCAGGAUGGGUUGCUAACUUGUGGAGUCAGCGUUGAAUACGGGGAGAAACAAGACAGUUUUGUUCGUGGAUUUAAUCACCCAUGUGGAUGGUUUUGCAUUCCCUUGAAGAGUGACCCAGACCACAGCCUCUUGACUGGUUUUAUUCAGACUGACUUAAGAGGAAUGUUGCCACAAACAUUAGUGAACACUGCAAUGGGAAAUACAUUAGUUAAUUUCUAUAAUGACCUCCGAAAUGCUUUAAAAACUUAAGUCUGGGAUAAAAUAAUAACCAUAGAUGACCCCUUUUAAAAGAUACAUGUAACUCCUUAAUAUGUUGCUAUUCCAUUCUAUUGUGUUAGAGCUCAGGUUGGCAUUAAGUGUAAUAUUUAUUGGCAGUAGCCAGGCUUAUUGUAGAUCCCGUGAUGUAAUAUCCCUGACCCACGGUGCGAGUUCAUUCCAAGAACUCUCCUGAGUUAAAAAAAAAAAUCAAACUCGUGGUUAGCAUGGAGAAUGAACGUAGCGGGUACGUCUGAGCUUGCUGACGUCUCUUAGCGUUAACGGCAGGUACUCGGGAAGACUAGCUAACGGCAGGUAAGCACGGGACGACUCGUGAAGAUUUUUCAACAUGAUGCAAAAUGUCCACGAGAGCCCCGAGUACCGACGAGUGGCCAUGACCGUAAAUCUCCGAGUUCGAAUCAGGGCAAACUCAGGAGAACUCUUGGAAUGAACUCGUACUGUGGGACAGGGGUUUAAGUUUAGUAAGUUUUAAGUUUAAAUACAAUAUGACAACUUCAACGUAAAGCUAUCAGUAACAAUGAGCUCAGUCUGAAGAAGGGUCGCGACCCGAAAUGUCCAUUCCUUCUCUCCAGAGAUGCUGCCUCGCCCGCUGAGUUACUCCAGCAUUUUGUAUCUACCUUCGAUUUAAACCCGCAUCUGCAGUUCUUUCUUACACAGUAACAAUUAGCUAACGGAUUUUAAUCUUAAUGUGCAGCCUUAUAAUUCCAUAAUCAAUUCAUCCUGAGGUUUGUGUUCAAAUAAUUAACUAUUGUGGUUUCAAAAAAUCAGAAAGAUGGGUUUAUAUUAAUUGAUGACAAUGCUCAAACUGUAUCUCUUGAAAAUGUGCAUUCAAAUGGCACUAGUUUCAUUUGAUGCUGUGGGAGAAAGACAUUUUUGUGAAAGGACAAUGUUUUGCAAAUUGAUGUAUGAACAACAUAAUUCCUGUGCCUUUAGUUUAGAUGCACAUAAAAACUGCACUAUUUCAUGAAUUGUAGAUGGACUUACCUGCUAACUAUCCCGUAAAAGCUUUAAGCUUUUAUAUCAAAUUUCUAACCUGGAUCCACUGCUGGAAGGGGAUAGGUGACUGUAGGACUAUCACACUGCAUGUAAAAGAGAAUUGGGCAUCUGACCUUGUUGUUCAAUUGUUCAUUAUUGGAGAGGAUACCGAAGGAAAAGAUUGAAUCACUUGCAGACCUCACGUCCCUCAAAUACUCAGCCAGAAAAAUACCUCAUCUGCAAAAUGCUCAGAAAUGCAGUCCAUUGCUGCAUCAAUGUUGAAUUUGUUUUGUAAUGCAUGGCAGUCUGUGCACCAGCAGUACAUGUAUCAUCUGCCUCUUUAAGGGAAUGCAUGAAUGGACCUUGUUCCUAUAGUUAGAGCCAUAAAAGCUAUUUAAAAAUGUUUGGUAUUCACACUCCAGUAGUGUAAUGGUGAGAUCAAAUGUGUGUUAUAUUGCUGAGUGUCUUCAGUCUUGUACCUUGCCAUCUGUGGGACAUGUCAGUGUAGUAGGCAAUUGAAUUAACCUAUGAUUAGUGUAGUGCAUUAAACAUAUGUAUCAAGUGUAUGAAUUUCCAAGCCUGAUAUAAUUUUCAACAGCUCACGCAGUUUGGUGCAGCAAAACUACUUUGAACUAUUGUACAAUAGAUGAUGCCAGAUUACUCUGUGUAAUCUGUGAGGAAGCAGUUGGGUAAUAAUUAAUGUUUUUGAUCAACUAUCAGUCCAAAUGUCUUUUAAAUGUUGCUAUAGUAAGCACCAUAUUGCCUAGUGUUGCUUACUAUAAGGUCCAAGCUACUUCCAUGUGGUAAAAGUUGCCUCUCGGAGAGUUGCCAUUAAAUUUCCACUCUCACCUUAAACCUAUGUCUUCUGGUUCUCGAUUUCCCCUAAUUUGGGCAAAAUAGCCUGUGCAGUCAAUUUAUCUAUUUUAUAGACUUCAAUAAGAUCACCCCUCAACCUGCUGCAAUCUAAGGAAUAAAGUCCAAGGCUGGAAGCUUUCAGAUUUUUUCCUUUCUUCCCAUAUUUGUGUUUUUGGAAUUUUAUAAGCAAAUAUUUUGUAUAGUGCGUACUUCAGUAUGGAAUAUCUUUUGUGGCCUUUUCUAUUUCCAGGUUGUGGUAAAUUGGAAGGAAAACUGCAAUGCCUGAAUACAGGUCUCAAAACAUAAGUGGUUCACAACUGUGCAGUUCUUGUAGGAUGGCAAAUUGCUUCUAGGAUCAUCGUGGCUUUGCAUAUGCAGGGCUAACAUUGGCUACACAUUUGAAAGAUGUGUAGCCAAUAUGGAAAAUGUUGUAUGAGAUAUUUGAUUGUAUAACUAGCUUUCUGAUAUGCUAUUGCUAUCUAUUUUAUUAUGCGGGACAAUCCACAAAGUCUAGUAUCUGCUUUCUAUAUGAUCUUUUUGUACUGCCCUUUUCCUCAAGUACAUGCCCUUCCCUAUCAAAAGAGCCAUUCAUCUCCUUUAUACCCAAAAACCUCCCCCCUCCCGCUUUUAUUUUCUUGCAAAAGUAUUUUCCUCAUCUUAUCUUUAUCAAGUUAUCUUUCCCAUAACAGUUUCAAUCCUUCCAAUUUGGUUUCUGCCCCUACCAAAGAAUGCUAAAAUGGUUUCAAUCAAAGGCAAAAGUGAUGGUAUGAACUUUCCAACUUUUUUCAAUGAAUUCAAUACAUCCACAAUACUUUCAAAAAACGAUUCUACUGAACCAGCAAGUUGCCUACCAGUUUUUUUGUCAUGAAUGUCUUGCUUGCUACUGUUCUGCAAUUAAAUGCUAUGACAAACUAUGACUUGCUCUUUGAGAUAUCUGGAACUUUUAUUUAAGUAAAUGUUCAUUUAAUGUCUGGAUACAUAGUAUAUUUAAUUAUUUUAGUGCUUGAAUGAAGGUUUCUGAUUAUCAGUAUGAAUACAAUGUAACUCCAUCAUUUGAAUUAGAUUAUAAAAACAGUUUGAUUAGUUAACUGCUUUUAUUGACAUGGUAAUUAAAAAAAAAAGUUCAGUUACAUUGUUCCACACAACGUGUAAUGGCGUUCCAGUUGAAAACACUAAUAAAGAUAGAUCAUUUGCAGAA